Messenger RNA from Apis mellifera (honey bee), 1715 nucleotides. RefSeq lists its product as uncharacterized. The transcript is spliced from 7 exons. The record is from RefSeq and is a predicted model, not a curated record. NCBI's taxonomy places the organism in Eukaryota, Metazoa, Arthropoda, Insecta, Hymenoptera, Apidae. Bases 289 to 1449 code for a protein of 386 amino acids.
UAUUAACCAAUCCUUGGUGCGAUGUGACGUCAGGAAAUUCAGGCGCAGAAUCCACAUCUCUAGACUUCCGAUUACUCACAUUCUGUCGAGUUUUCGCAUUUUAUUACGCAAAACGUCUGGAAAUUUAAAUGUAAUUUGAUUUUCAGAAAACAUGAUAUACUUUUAAUGGAAAUACUUUUUAUGAUAAUAAAAUAAUUUAUAUCUUUGUAUCUUGUAAAGAAUUACAUUAUCAACAAGUCUACAAAUAUUUAUGUUUUUACAUAUCAAGUGAAUAUAAACUUUCUCAAGAUGACAUCUACUGUAUUAGUUAAAUUACCAACUGUACCUUUUCCUCAAGGAAAGAAAUCACCAUCAGAUAUAAUAACAUUAACAGAAAGAAAUGAAGGAUUGAAUCAAAGUAUAAGGCAUCAAACUAUAAAUAUUGAUAGAAUAGCACAAUUGGAACAAAAUAUGAAAUUUUUACAAGAACAACAUCAAGCAACUUUAGUAGCUUUGCAUCAAGAAGUAGAAUCCUUACGUCAAAAGAAUAGAGAUUUACAGUUUCAAUUAGUAUUUUCAAAAGGAUCUUAUUUACCUAGCAGUCCUUCUUCUCCUGAAGAUAAUGGAACUGGGUUUAUGAAACCAAAGGGUAGCCCAGUAUGUGUAAAUAUUACACCAUUACAAGUAGAACUUUUGGAGAAAGAUUUACAAGAUACAAAAGUAUCUUUACAAGAAGCUAGAAUACAGAAUCAGUAUUUAUCUGAAAUUAUUGAACAACAAAAAAAGAAAUUGAAUUCUCUAGAAGAACAAAAAAUAAAUAAAGAAUCAAUGACAGAUGUAGGAAUACAGGUGGGAGAUACGUUUGAUUCUACUCGAGCACAUUUAGUUGCAUGUUUGGAAAGCACAGAAGCGGUGAUAAAACGAUUACGUAAACAAAAUGAGGAACAAAGAGAAGAGAUUGCAACAUUGAAAGCAACGUCGACAAAUACAAAUGGUAACAAAGGAGCUCGAUCUCGUGAUAGUAAUAAUAGUCAUCAUAGUCGUGGAUCACCUACGAGCACCUUACAAGAACAAUCUCCUCAUAUAUUUCCUCCAUUACAAAGUUAUUGGCAUCAUAAAACAAUUAGGAACGGAAGAAAUCGACAUAAUAAAUUAGAUCAUCAAACAGAAAUGGAUGCGACUAUGUUACCACAACUUCAAAAUAGCAAUAUAAAAUUAAAAAAUUUUAAUUCGAUGAUGUUUGAAUCUUUGUGUUAUCGGUCUCGUGGACAUCGCAAUUACUAUCGCGAUGAAAGUAACCGAAAAUAUAGAGGAAACAUUUCACAAAAAGAUCGUAGAGAUAGUGAUCAUAAUCAUCAUCAUAAUCGACGGGAUUAUAAAGAUAGAAGUUCUAAAAAUCAACAAAAAGAAUUAGCAGAUUCAGCAGAAGGAUCAAGCGAGGCUGAUAAUUCUGCGAGUGGUAAAUCAUAAAAUAAAAAUAGUCUGUUAAUACAUCAGAUGGUAGCAGACAUCCUGUUCUCUAUUCUCUAUAUGAAUUACAUAAAGAAGACUUUAAAAGCGAUAUAUUUGUUAAUAAAAGAAUGAUCUGCGUUUUCUUAUAUUCGCUUUAAUAAGAUAGUAUUAGUUACAUGCAUAUCGCUUAAAGUAGGAUAGUCAUAAUAUCAAUUUAUGUAAACUUUAAUGUAAAAAUCUAGUCAAAUUUUACUCCUUACUACUGAUACAAAACAAAAACAAAA